CAGAUGUACUAAAAAAUGGGAUCAUUGAAUGGGUUUAAGAUUACCGGAGGACCUCGGAAUUUUCCGGUUCUCCUGAUAUUCUGUAUCCUGACGAACGCCAUACAGAGAACAACAGCAAGGGAUGAACCAACGACGACGGAUACUACAGCUACAGCAGAUAGAAGAAUCUGUCCAGUUAUGCUGAUAACGCCGUCAUUUUUGGAAACCGAUUUUGGGAAACGAGCAAUAUUCAGUGGUUUUAAAGAAGCAAAACUGGAACACAGUCUUAAAGCAAGAUGGCAAGUAAUUCGAAACGGAACAAUAGAAACCAUUGAUGUAAAUGCCGACAAAUAUAAAGGGAGCCAACUCUUGCCAAAUCUCACGUUAAUCAUCAAAGCUGCAUUUGAAGAUGAAGGUUUUUAUCGAUUUCAAGUGAUGAUUGAAGACGGUUGGUGUACGAGCAACAGGGUGGAAUUAAGAAAAGUCAGAGGAAUUUUGCAGCAUGGUGAUCCUUGCACACAAACGAGGGAAUGCAAAGAUAGAAUGGAAUUAAUCUGCUCAGACACCUACAAAAAAUGUGUUUGUAACAGUUUGUAUGCCUAUCCUCAUGGAAGCAGAUGCUACUUCCAGUCAUCACUUAGGGCACUUUUUACGAACAGUAGUAUUUCGACAACUUCCAUGGAAGUGAAUUGGAGGGAUCCAUCACAGCAUGACAAUCUUGUACAGCGAUACAUCCUUGAAAUUUCUGAAACUAAUGGAUAUUUCUCAGUAAAUAAAUCUGUAGCUCGACAGAAUGAAUUUCAUGUCAACUCCACUUUCGUUCCUGGACAUUUAUUUACUGUGACAAUAACUUCUGUUGUUUUCCUCAACGAUGUCGGAAAGACUGUAUAUAUUAAAAGUAAUGUGCUACUUGUAGUUGAGCCAUUACCACCUGGUGCAAUCAACAUCAGUGGAAGUAUUUUCCAUCCAGAGCAUCUGCACCUUAACUGGGCAGUUCCUGAAAUGAAUACUUCCGUCGAUAUGUACAGCAUCACCAUAGAUGGAUAUCAUUAUCACUGUCCAAAUAACUUUUAUGACUGGCCAAGGAGAUUGGAACCUGGAACAAAAUACAAUGUUACCAUAAAAGCUGUCAGUUGGUGGAAUCGAAACUUCGAAAAAGAAAGCGAUCCAUAUUACGAAGAAAUAACUACAAUCAGAACUCCAAGAGUUAUUUUGUCUUCCACUCCAUUCUAUCGUGUACCCUACUUAUCGAAUCUCAAAGCAAACGCAUCAAUUCAGCAUCAAGCUGAUUUUCCACCUAUUCUUGAAGUGAAGUGGCAAAAGGUUCACUACUAUACAGGAACAGCAGAAGAUAUAGAUAUAACUCACGGCAAAUUCAUUGGAAGCACUGUUGAUAGAAGUAAUCCACUUUUGCUUAUCAAUGGAGUUACUUUCGAAGAAGACUAUCCCAACUAUUACCGAUGUUUAGCAAGAAAUUCAGAAGGAUGGGGAGCUAGCGACAAUGUAUCUUUGUCUGUCAUUGGAAGCUUGAGGUACAAUGUACCUUGUAAAGAAAGCAGGGAAUGUCUUUAUGGGUCUGACAUGUACUGUCAGUCUGGCAGGUGUCGCUGUUCUUACUCAUAUUACCAUAGCAACUCUGGUUGUGUUCAUAAAUCCAACUUACAAGGACACACGCUCAACCAUCAAAGUUUCUUCUGUGAAGAAGGAGCUGGAUUUUCGUUUCAGUGGAGAGAACCAUACCGCGAUACGGAUUUGGUGAUUGGAUAUGAAGUUUUAUGGAGGGAAGAAACCAUCAGUUACAAUGGGAGUUCUGGCUCUACGUUUGUUGGAAAGAACACUACAUACAUAACACCAUGCUCCCUGAAAUUAGAACCAGGGCGAUUGUAUUGGACAACAGUCCGAACACAUGCCGAAUUAAAGAAUCCAAAGGAAAAUAUAACUGUAGAUGAGUCUUCGCAGUCAAUAAUACUUGAUCCCUUACGACCCUGCCCGAUCAUGAAGAAUCAGUGUAAUCUCUCACCUGACAACCUAUAUUUAAAGUGGGAGAGAUGGUCAACAAGUUUUGUGAACCAUUACAAAGUAACCAUCGACAAAAACACACAAAUAACAACGGGAUACGAACCAGAAAUACGCUGGAAUUCUCUGCUGAUGUCCGAACACGAAUAUGAGGUCACGAUCAUAGCACUCAGCUAUGGCUAUACGACAAACUAUCCUACCUACGGCACCAAAGAGAGCGCUCCUUAUGUUUUUAAGAUCAAGACCAAUCGAUCUAAAUAUUCUGGAAAGAUACAACUUCCAUAUGGAGAGAAAGAAUCAGAUAUCAUUUUGCAAAACAAAAAGACAAGUGAAGCUCUUAAAGCACCGAUGACUGUUUAUGUUGGGGAUGGAUCUGAUGGCGGAUUCAACUCAGUAUAUAUUGGUUUUCAUGGCGUGAUAGGGCUUGGAGACAACUUCAAAAGUCCAAAUGCACUAGAUUUGCACUCUCCAAAUUUUAAGGGGAAAAAGAUAUUAUGUCCAUUUUCAUCUGAGCUAAAGUCAGAAAAAAUUGGAAAAGUGUACUAUAAAACAUAUUCAAGGCAACAAAAUAGAGCCGAUUUUAAUGAAACCUUUAUGGAGAAGGCAGACAAUAUCAUAAAGGCUUAUUUCAAGGAUUUUAAAGGAUUCAAAGCAAAUUGGCUUGUGAAAGUGACAUGGGAGAAUAUGACAGUGGGGGGAAUUAAAAAAAAGAAAAUUACUUUUCAAACUUUCCUUAUAUCUGAUGGAGAGAAUACCUUUGCUGUUUACAAUUACGUUGAUGUAAAUUUACCCUACAAACACGGCCUUAAGAUAUCAGUGGGAUAUCGUUUUGGUAACACCAUUGUGCAAAAAAGAACUGCCAAAGACAAAAGUGUGUUUCGAAUGUCAGACGUACCUGGAAAUGGAGGAGGACGAGGUUUCUGGAUUUACAAACUCACUAAAGGGGUUCGUACACAAAAGGAAGCAGGAGAAUGUCGACUUUGGUAUAACUAUAACCGAGAUAAUAAAAUUGGCCAACAGCUCUUAACCAACAACAUUGAAUGUCCCUGCAAUAGUCGUUUACUCCGGUUUGAUCCACGCUUUGCCAUCAGUCGACUUGACACAAAGAAUCGGUUAUUAUGCUACGCCUCUAUAUUGGUCGAUAUCAAUGCUGAAUGCUGCUUCAAGAUGUAUGCUGAUAUCGACCAUUUAGGACCACUACAAUUGUCAAAACCUUUAGCAGGAACCAUGUUAAAAUAUAAUCCGUUUAUGGACCAAAACAAAUAUAAUAAUAAUGACUCGCAUCCUAGAGAUGCUUGUUGCAGUACAGAACAAUGUGAUUUGUUUUACGAGGUUCGCCCGAUUCCAACAUGCUAUAGCAGAUCACCUUUUGUUUCUGCUGGUACGUUUGGGGAUCCGCAUAUUACAACCCUUGAUGGAAAACUCUAUACAUUUAACGGUUAUGGAGAAUACACACUGAUGAAAAUAGAAACAGGCACGACAACAUUUGAGCUCCAAUCACGCACAGAACUUGCCUCAUCUCAGAAUGGGGCGAAAUCUAACGCCACUGUCUUCAGUGCGUUCGUAGCGAAGGACCAAACUGGUGCCAGCAUACAGGUUGAGAUGGCCCGCAACAAGAAAAGUAUGAUCAUUAAAGCAAAUGGCAGAGAUCUCACUAAGCAGUUUCAAAACUCAAAUUACACCCUUUUGACAACAAAUAUUUCCAUUCGUUGGGACAAUGGAAAGAUUUCUGCUUUAUUUCUCAAGCCACUAAUUACUGUGAAGAUAAGCCUUGGAAAGAAUAUGUUGCUUAGCGACACUCUUGUGAAUAAGAAAUACAAAGGUCUGACAUCCGGUUUGAUGGGAAACUUUGACGGCAACGAUAGCAACGAUUUUAUGUUGCCAAACGGAACAGUGUUAGAUGAGAACGCAACCAAAACGGAGAGAGAUAUCUUUUUCAACUUUGGACAACAUUGGUCAGUAAAAGGAAAAUCUUUAUUCCAAUAUGAUGAUGGACUGACGUUCAGGGAUUUCUACCAUCCUGAGUUCGUUCCUAUGUUUUUGGACGAAGUUGACGAAAGCCGUCUAAAUGAUGCCAAAGCUAAAUGUGGACUAAAUCCCUCGGCAUCCUGCAUUUCUGAUUAUUUGGCAACGGGAGACAUUGAGGUCGCUUUAUCAUCUGGGAAGUCAGAGGAAACAUCGGAUAAAAAUAUUGCUGAGCUAGAAAACGAAUCACCGCAAAUAUCGGGAAACACCACAAUCAAUGUGCAUGUAAAUAAAACAGUCAAAUUCAAAUUUGAAAUUUCUGAUGACGGAAAGACAAGUCCACGUUACGUUGUACUAAAAAAACCCGACCAUUUUGUUCUCGACAAUCGAACAGGAAUUGCAACAUGGACACCUAUAAAUGACGACGUUUCUGAGAUCAGUAUUCUUGCAGAAGACGAUAUGGGUGUGCAGUCGCCAGCGCUGGAUGUUAUCGUCAACUUGUGUAGUGGCUGCAGUAACCAUGGAAGCUGUGAUUUUGAUAAUUCACCAUCAUCAGGGGGAACUGGAUUUCACAAAAUUGUUUGUGACUGCGAUCAAGGAUACACUGGUGAUAAUUGUGAAAGUGAAGUUGACGCCUGCCUCGAGAUGCCUUGUUCUUUGAACAGACAGUGCACAGAUUUGAGUCCAGAGGAGGAGUCCAUAUUGGGGAGAGGCUACAACUGUUCAGCCUGUCCCCCGGGCUACGAAACGAGCGAUGACAGCUGUUCAGACGUAGACGAGUGUUUAUCGAAGGACAACAAUAACUGCAAUGCUACAGUUGAGACGUGUGAGAAUACGGAGGGGGGAUAUAUUUGUCAAUGUCUCCCAGGAUACAAGAAAUUGAAGGACAAGUGCCUAGAUAUUGAUGAGUGUCUAACUGGAACAUCGCGAUGUGAACAAUUAUGUCAGAACACACCAGGCUCUUUCACGUGUAGCUGUUUCCUGGGUUACACCUUGAAAUCGGACCAUCGUUCGUGUGUCAAAGCAGCAGAUAAUGAUCCUUGUAAGGAUUUUUCCUCAAAAUGUGAGUACACCUGUAGUAACAAAACCGGAACAAUUCAAUGUGAUUGUCCGUUGGGAUACGAACUGGCAUCGAAUGGAAUCAGUUGCAAAGAUAUAAAUGAAUGUGAGCUUCCGACUUCACCGUGCGAAGAAGGCUGUAUUAAUACAGAAGGCUCGUUUAACUGUACCUGUCGGCCUGGGUAUUAUUUAAGCCAAGAUAAAACAUCAUGCAAAGGUUGUGAACCUCCUAACUACGGCAACAACUGCAGUAAGUUAUGCGAGUGCGGUCCCGGGGGAGACAGGUGUGACGCAGUGAGUGGGUGUGUCUGUCUGUCAGGGUGGACGGGAGAGAAUUGUGAUGAAGACGUCGAUGAAUGUACAACAGAUCCAUUCAUCUGUGGCUCCAACCGCGUAUGCAAAAACCUUGAGGGUUCCUACUUGUGCGGCUGUGAAGACGGUUUUCAGUUAAUGGCAGACAAAUGCGAAGAUAUUGAUGAGUGCUUUGAUGUGAGCUUGAACGAUUGUCCAAAAUCAACUACAGUUUGCCGAAAUGCGUAUGGUAGCUACUCCUGUGAAUGCCAGGAAGGAUUUCAAACGAAAAACGGGGCAUGUGAAGAUAUAAAUGAGUGUGAGACAGGCGUUCACCCUUGUUCUCAAAUGUGCAUCAACGUUGACGGUGGCUACAACUGCGGUUGUUACUACGGAUUCACUCUAGAAGAGGAUCGGGAGAAUUGUGAAAGAGUGAAGGACAUGUGUGCCUUGUUCCCCGGUCUCAACUGUAGCUAUGGAUGUAGGAGAGGCGGCCAUGACCCAUCAUCUGGAAUCUGUUUCUGUGAAUCGGGAUACCAGCUUGAUAGUGACGGCAAAACUUGCAUCGACAUCAACGAAUGCAGCAGCAAAAACAAAUGUGCCCACAACUGCACAAACACAAAGGGUUCAUUUAAAUGCGGCUGUGCGGUUGGAUACAAACUUCAGAAUGAUGGAAUAUCUUGCGAACCCUGUGGCAAGUUUUUCUAUGGAGAAAACUGUGAAACCCCGUGCAAAUGUGGGCGUGGUUCCAAUACAUGUGACAAUAUAAAGGGGUGUGUCUGCGAGCAAGGGUGGACCGGGGAAUCUUGUGAGCAGGACGUAAACGAAUGCAAAUCCAAUCCCUGCCCUGGCCAUCACGAUAUCUGCGUGAACACCCCCGGUUCCUUCCGUUGUGAAUGUCCUCCAGGAUUUAGAAAAAUUAGUGGAUUUUGUAGAGAUAUUGAUGAAUGCCAAGACUCGAGUAUUUGUCCACAGAAAUGUAAUAAUACUGUAGGAAGUUACAAGUGUGCUUGUAACCACGGAUUCAAACUGGAAAAUGAAAAAGAUUGUGUGGAUAUAAAUGAAUGCUUUGAUACCAAGUGUCAUGAUUGCGAGAACUCACCAGGCAGCUUCAAAUGUUUAUGCAAUGAAGGAUUCAUAAUCGAUCCAAUAACUCAAAAGAAGUGCAACAAUAUUAACGAAUGUUCUGACGGCAGCCACACAUGUUCAUCCUAUGCCACUUGUACGGACACGAUUGGCAGCUAUACGUGCAAAUGUCCUGAUAAAGGGUUCAAAGGAGAUGGACACAAAUGCACAGUCUGCGAUAAUUUCACAUAUGGAGAGCAGUGUUCCAAACUAUGUGCUUGUAACAGAACUAACGCUGUUGGAUGCGAUGCCGUUUCGGGGAAGUGUACCUGCAAUUCAAAAUGGGAGGGGAGGGACUGCACCGUAGAUAUUGAUGAGUGUAAAAGAGGGACCAAGAUAUGUGGUUCAGAUCUACACGUUUGUGUAAACACCCCCGGUUCUGCUAUCUGUGAGUGUCGUUAUGGCGGAACAGAUCUAAAUAACUGUGUUCAACCAAUAGCGGGAUACUCAACAAAUGAAACAGAAACCAAGGUGAAGGUUGAAGUUAGGUUUGACAUAAACGUUCAACGUCAGAAGUUCCUGAAUGAUUCGGUUACGAUUGUGGAGGAAUUUGAAAAAUCGUUAAAUGCUUUCUACGAAGAGGAAAAUGUAGACGGAUUCCACUUGGUGAAAGUUUUAUCUGCUCAGUUUGGGAGUUUGAUCAUUGACUAUGAAAUCAUAGGUAGCCUUAACAAAUCGGUCAACUUUACUACUGAACUCGCAAAAUGCAUGACAGAUCUUCUUCAUGGUAAAAUUAAACUGAUGGUGCUACAUCAUAUUCCAACAAUACUGCAUAUGACAAUUAAAGACCAAUCUGGACUUCCACAAUACAGCAUCUCACCGUCAGCAUCACCUUGUUAUGUUAUGCACAGUUUCGGAUAUUCGUGUUUAUCAGGCGAAAAAUGCAUCGACUCCUCUGGUAUAGCAAAGUGUGUCAAAGAUUCAUCUGAUAAAGAUUUGUCGACGUUUUUUAUCGUUCUUGGAGUGACUAUUCCAUUCUCCGUUGUUGUAAUAGCUAUUGUGGCCUGUUGGAUUUAUCAUCAUAAGACAGCAAAUCGUGUACAAGUAAUCGACAUAAGUGAUUCUUACAUUCAGAAAAUGAAAUUUCGCAGAGAAUAUACUCCACCAACAAAUUACAACGAUGACAGCCGAGCAUAUGGCGCGUACUUUGGCCAAGUUCCAAACAAAGAAUGACAUGCAAGAAGGGGUUCUCGAAACAAAACAAAGACUUUUAUUUAAAAACUAGUCUGAAUAAUCAUCUCUCUCUCUCUCUCUCUCUCUCUCUCUCUCUCUCUCUCUCUCUCUCUUUAGUUUUAAGAUGUAUGGAUAUAUAUUAUUAUUAAAAAGUGAAGGAUCUA
Molecule: messenger RNA, 7772 nt
Organism: Magallana angulata
Lineage: Eukaryota; Metazoa; Mollusca; Bivalvia; Ostreida; Ostreidae
Exons: 44
Coding region: 16-7608 (2530 amino acids)
Biological process (GO): cell-matrix adhesion
Molecular function (GO): calcium ion binding; protein binding
Source: RefSeq, a predicted model, not a curated record